Molecule: messenger RNA, 2373 nt
Organism: Penicillium verhagenii
Lineage: Eukaryota; Fungi; Ascomycota; Eurotiomycetes; Eurotiales; Aspergillaceae
Gene: hsp78
Product: chaperone ATPase HSP78
Exons: 1
Coding region: 1-2373 (790 amino acids)
Biological process (GO): cellular response to heat
Cellular component (GO): cytoplasm; mitochondrial matrix
Molecular function (GO): ATP hydrolysis activity; ATP binding
Source: RefSeq, a predicted model, not a curated record
AUGGCGGCGAGACUCUCUCUGUACAAUCGUAGUCGUCUACUGCGAACACCCUUACUUUCAACAAUCUCUCGCUCAACCCCACUUCUUCCAAGGACCGCGUCGCUACUUGCACCUUAUGUUCGAAUUAAUUCUGCUCCUUCAAUACGCAAUUAUGCCAAUGGCCGGCCUCAUCCUCCCGGGGGUACUCACCGCAUGAACAUGAGCGGAGAGCCAGAAAAGGCUGCUCUGGAACAGUAUGGUGUCGAUUUGACAGCAAAGGCAAAGAAAGGAAAGCUGGACCCAGUCAUUGGAAGAGAUGCAGAAAUUCACCGAACGAUCCAGGUGUUAUCGCGUCGUACCAAGAACAACCCCGUGUUGAUUGGUGCGGCGGGUACUGGUAAAACUGCAGUUUUAGAAGGCCUUGCGCAACGCAUUGUCCAAGGCGAUGUGCCUGAGAGCAUCAAGAACAAGCGCGUAAUCUCGCUGGACUUGGGCUCCCUCAUUGCGGGUGCCAAAUUCCGCGGUGACUUUGAAGAGCGCCUCAAGGCCGUGCUAAAGGAAGUCGAAGACGCUGAAGGCAAAGUCAUUCUCUUCAUUGACGAGCUCCAUACAUUACUGGGACUGGGAAAGGCCGAGGGCAGCAUCGAUGCCAGUAAUCUCCUGAAGCCAGCUUUGUCUCGGGGCGAUCUUCAAUGCUGUGGUGCUACCACCCUAACUGAAUACCGCCUGAUUGAAAAAGAUGUCGCUCUGGCCCGACGUUUCCAACCUAUCCUAGUUGAUGAGCCAUCUGUCGCCUCAACGAUCUCCAUUCUACGUGGUAUCAAGAAUAAAUAUGAAGUUCAUCAUGGUGUCCGAAUCACCGACGGUGCCCUCGUAGCUGCUGCGACUUACAGCAAUCGCUAUAUUACCGACCGCUUCCUUCCCGACAAGGCGAUUGACUUGGUAGAUGAAGCAGCCUCAGCGCUUCGCUUGCAGCAAGAAUCCAAGCCUGAUCCCAUUCGAGAGUUGGAGCGCGACAUCACCACUAUUCAAAUCGAGCUCGAGUCCUUGCGCAAAGAAACCGACGUCAGUAGCCGUGAGCGAAAAGAAAAGCUUCAAGAGGAUCUUAAAGUCAAGCAAACCGAAGUUGGCAAGUUGACUGAGGUCUGGGAAAAAGAGAAACUCGAAAUCGACGGCAUUAAACGCACGAAGGAAGAAUUGGAGCAAGCGCGAUUCCAAUUGGAACAGGCGCAACGCGAGGGCGACUUUGCCAAGGCCGGAGAGCUUCGUUACUCUAAGAUCCCCGAGUUGGAAAGCAAAUUGCCUAAGGAAGGAGUGGACCAGGAUGGGGAGAAGGAGACUAUGAUUCACGACUCCGUCACAGCUGAUGACAUUGGCAAUGUCGUUUCUCGGACCACAGGCAUCCCAGUCAACAAACUCAUGGCGGGAGACGUUGAGAAGUUGAUCCACAUGGAAGACACCCUUCGAAAGUCGGUUCGUGGACAGGAUGAAGCUCUGUCUGCAGUUGCCAAUGCCGUUCGAAUGCAACGGGCGGGCCUAAGCGGGGAAAAUCGCCCGCUGGCAUCAUUCAUGUUUCUGGGACCGACUGGUGUUGGUAAGACGGAGCUCUGCAAGAAGAUGGCCGAGUUCCUUUUCUCUACCGAGAAUGCUGUUGUGCGCUUCGAUAUGAGUGAAUUCCAGGAGAAACACACCAUUAGUCGCUUGAUUGGCUCUCCUGCUGGGUACAUCGGCUACGACGAUGCUGGUCAGCUUACCGAGGCUGUCCGGCGGAAGCCAUAUGCUGUUCUUUUGUUUGACGAGUUUGAGAAGGCUCAUCGGGACAUCUCUGCUUUACUUUUGCAAGUCCUUGAUGAGGGUUUCCUCACAGAUGCCCAGGGCCACAAGGUUGACUUCCGGAAUACAUUGAUUGUUUUGACUUCUAAUCUGGGUGCCGAAAUCCUCGUUGGAGGUGAUCCUUUGCAUGCCUACAAGGAUAGCGGUGAAUCCGAAGUUCCUCCAGAUAUCAAAAAAGCCGUUAUGGACGUUGUCCAGCACGCCUACGCGCCGGAGUUCCUGAACCGGAUAGACGAGUUCAUCAUUUUCAAGCGCCUUUCGCGGGAAGCCUUGCGCGAUAUUGUCGAUAUCAGAAUUAAGGAGCUGCAGGGCCGCCUUGAUAGCCGCCGCAUGACUCUUGAGGUCGAUGGUGAGAUCAAGGAUUGGUUAUGUGAGCGAGGCUAUGAUCCCAAGUUCGGUGCCCGUCCUCUAAAUCGACUCAUCGCGAAAGAAAUUGGCAACCGGCUGGCAGAUAAAAUCAUUCGUGGCGAAAUUGUUUCUGGCCAGACUGCUCAUGUUUCCCUCACCGAUGACAAAUCUGCCUUGGUUGUGACUCCUAAAGGCGUGGAAGAAAAGUCAUAA